AUGCCUCUAGGAGAAGCGAGGGAGAUCAACCACGUACGAGAAUCUGCUCUUGCAAGCAUCAACAAACUCCAGACCAUGUUAGCCGGGCCGACGGAUUUUCUGCAGCAGCUGGUCAGCCAGACUCAACUACUAGCCUGCCUGCAGUGGCUCGGAGAAUUUCAAGUCCCAGCUUAUAUCCCUUUAGAAGGCGGCGCCUCGGUCAAAGACGUGGCGGAUCUUAUAGGCGUCCCGGAGACCCAACUCUGUCGCGUCAUACGAAUGGUGACUACUGCCGGAUUUCUACAGCUGUCCCAGCAGGGCUAUAUAACUCAUACCCCGUUGUCGAUAUCAUUUGUGGCGAAACCAUCCUACUUAGACGCAGCAAUGUUCCUAGCUGGGACAGCAGCUCCAGCUGCUUUGGAAAUGACAGCAGCCAUCAAGCAACCUUCUGGGUCUUCCGAAAAGUCAUCCAACACCAUGCAUAAUACUAGCUUCAAUAACACCAUCUUUUCAAGUGCAGGUGAGACCCAAUCCCCACGGCUCCAGCGUCAAUGGCAUUCGUAUCUCCGCUACGGAACGGGGUAUAUUUGUGACACAGCAACGGAUAUUCUCACCUGCCUCGAACCUCUCCGGAAUGGAAAUGCGUCCGUCGUCGAGGUCGGAGCGCGAUCAACGGAGCGAGCCUCAGCACUCGCAAAUCAAUAUCCGAGACUUCGAUUCACAGUCCAAUUAAGCCCAAUGGCCAUAGUCUCCUCUAGUAGACAUGGGCAUACAGCUUCGAAAUUCGAUAAUACGCGAUAUCCGUACCCGGAUCCACGCAUCACUGUGCAGCACCGAGUCCCAGGAACCCCGCAGCACAUCCAAGACGCCGCGGUUUACAUACUCAAUUUCCCCCUUCCGAUGCUAGGGGUGUCGUCCACUUCCCUUGCGACGCAAAUCAAAGCCGAACUGAAUGCGCAUUUGAAUGCGAUUCGGGUGAAUCAUUCAGCCAUUAUGGUUCUUACCGCACCUGUAUCUUUGGAGCCUGGUUUAGGGAGCACUGAGGCGGCAACCCUCGCGCGGGUGAGAGACUUAUCAUUAUCGCAAUUAGGUAAUGAACGGGAACUUGAGAUGUCAGAAGUAUUGAAUUUGCUGAAUGGUGUGAGCGAUAGCGAGGGGAGAAUAGUAUUAGUUAACAUAGUGAGGCCUGUAUCAAAUAGUGGCGCAAUCGCUUUGGAGGUCAAGUAUCAGGUAUAUGCGGAUCGGUAG
Talaromyces proteolyticus is the source of this 1227-nucleotide messenger RNA. RefSeq lists its product as uncharacterized. NCBI's taxonomy places the organism in Eukaryota, Fungi, Ascomycota, Eurotiomycetes, Eurotiales, Trichocomaceae. Gene Ontology annotation, molecular function: methyltransferase activity. Bases 1 to 1227 code for a protein of 408 amino acids. The record is from RefSeq and is a predicted model, not a curated record. The transcript is spliced from 3 exons.